Molecule: messenger RNA, 390 nt
Organism: Zychaea mexicana
Lineage: Eukaryota; Fungi; Mucoromycota; Mucoromycetes; Mucorales; Lichtheimiaceae
Product: putative MRPL38-mitochondrial ribosomal protein, large subunit
Exons: 2
Coding region: 1-390 (129 amino acids)
Biological process (GO): translation
Cellular component (GO): mitochondrial large ribosomal subunit; ribosome
Molecular function (GO): large ribosomal subunit rRNA binding; structural constituent of ribosome
Source: RefSeq, a predicted model, not a curated record
AUGAUUGGAUUAAAAGGCACACUCAAUGUCAUUGACAACUCUGGCGCCAUUGUCGCUGAAUGCAUUCGAGUCAUGACGAACAUUAACAUAAUAAUAGGCGACGAAAUUGUAUGUGUGGUAAAACGCGCACGACCCAUUAACCCCAACCUUACCGGCCAAGCAGCAUCACAAAAAGUCAAGAAGGGUGAGGUGAAGCACGCUCUUGUUGUACGAACCAAAAAAGAAAUGGCACGACCGGACGGACGAUACAUUCGUUUCGACGACAAUGCAUGCAUUCUCCUCAACAGCAAAAAGGAACCUCUCGGCACUCGUGUAUUAGGUGUCGUGGCUGCUGAAUUGCGACAAAAGAACUGGAUGAAGGCUGUCUCGCUUGCACCAAGAAUUGUAUAA